GUUUCCCAACAGCUCUUUGCUUCCUGAUGAUGUCGACUUCUGACUUGAACUUUGAGUAUCAAUUUCGAUUGAUUCUCAUAGGCGACAGUACCGUAGGUAAGUCCUCUCUGCUGCGUCAGUUUACAGAGGGCCGAUUCAUCGAGGUGAGUGAUCCCACAGUCGGAGUCGACUUCCACGCUCGGAUAGUCAAUCUAGAUGGUGUGCCCAUCAAGCUCCAGUUGUGGGACACGGCUGGGCAGGAACGUUUUCGGUCAAUCACCCGUUCGUAUUAUCGAAAUGCAGCCGGUGGGUUGCUCGUGUAUGACAUCACUAACAGAACGAGUUUCGAGCAUGUCAAGGAAUGGCUGGACGAAGCAAGUCGUUGUGCUGAACCUAAUCGUGUCGUUUUCAUAAUGGUCGGCCAUAAGACCGACCAAGUAAAGCAAAGGCGGGUAACUACUCAGGAAGGCGAGCAAUUGGCUGAGCAACUGGGCAUUCAGUUUGUAGAGACUUCUGCCAAGUCAGGAACGCACGUUGAGGACGCUUUCUAUAAGGUCGCGAAGGAAAUCUACCGCUUGUUGCAAACAGGAGAAGUCAGAGUGAAAGAUGGCUGGGAUGGAGUAAAGAAAGCAACACCUAGAAGAGGCAUCAAUGCAGCAGCAGUGGCUCCUGGGCCUCAACAACCACCGACUAGUAAACGGAAAGCAGACGGGUGCUGUGGUUGAAAUUUGAAAGCCAAUGGUGUAUGUUUGUAUUCAGUAGUGUACAGUUCACUCUUAAGAUCGUUUCUCCUGAUUUGAUCUGCUCUUAUUUUUGGACUGUAGCAUUGUAUUUUGCUUAUCUGUAGAAGAGUACAGGAAUGCAGUAGACUGCUGUUGCGUAAGGGUGUAUUUGGUAUGUGGAACACCGAACUUAGGAUUUACCUGCUGUAUUGAUUUGAAUACUCAACCAGAGUUGCCUAUAUAUGACUAAUAAAAUUAUAUGAUUAUGAUAAUUGA
Corticium candelabrum is the source of this 977-nucleotide messenger RNA. RefSeq names its product ras-related protein Rab-39B-like. Gene Ontology annotation, cellular component: Golgi apparatus. Gene Ontology annotation, molecular function: GTPase activity; GTP binding. The coding region runs from base 27 to 704 and encodes 225 amino acids. The record is from RefSeq and is a predicted model, not a curated record. The transcript has a single exon. Lineage: Eukaryota; Metazoa; Porifera; Homoscleromorpha; Homosclerophorida; Plakinidae. Gene Ontology annotation, biological process: vesicle-mediated transport.